Hippocampus comes (tiger tail seahorse) is the source of this 1634-nucleotide messenger RNA. RefSeq names its product hemicentin-1. Lineage: Eukaryota; Metazoa; Chordata; Actinopteri; Syngnathiformes; Syngnathidae. Gene Ontology annotation, biological process: cell surface receptor signaling pathway; negative regulation of T cell proliferation; immune response. Bases 313 to 1272 code for a protein of 319 amino acids. The record is from RefSeq and is a predicted model, not a curated record. The transcript has 9 exons. Gene Ontology annotation, cellular component: external side of plasma membrane.
UUGAUAUGGGUACAUUUUGUCCUUCCACGUGGCUCGUGCGCUCAGACCGAAAGUGAAAGUAGUAGGUUGGGAAAUUUGUCUUGGCAUUCUGACAAAAAAACAAAGCUUGAGUGUGUGGCGCUGCUGUGGGGUGGUGAGGAGAGUGUCGUCCGUCCCACACUGCCUUGACGUCCACUUUCACAAGCGCUCACCGACGACCACCAACGACAUGCUUUAGACAAGAGGCAACCACAGAGUCAGUGACGCGGAAUAUUGCCAAAGACAUGGUUGCAGUGAUUUAGCCACACAUUGGAAACUUUUGACCCGAGGUAAAUGACCAUGGCCUCAGCUGGUUUCAUUUUUUUGCUGCUGCUGAUGGUGUCCGUCAGUUUGCAAAAUGCAUCAGACGCUUUCAUUCAGGUGGACUGUAAGAAGGAGAACUCAGGGCAGUAUGGUCAACAGUCUGUGGUGGAAUGUGUGAUCAGGAAAUCCGAGGAGGUGAAAGAUCUAACCGUGUCCAGGGUUGUUUGGAAGAAAGACGGCUUGAUUCUGCUGGAGGUUCACAAUAAUCAGCCGAGGUCAAUGGCGGGCUAUUCGUUCGCCGAGCCGUCAUGGAACAACAAGUCCUUGAAUGUGUCCCUGCUCAUCGCUAACACCGCCGUAGCAAACCAUGGCAACUACUCAUGCAUGGUGAUGACUGACAGCGGCUUAGAUAAUAAGUCGACCAGCCUUCGUGUCACGGCCAAAUACGGCAAACCCAGCAUCCAUACCACCGCAGCGAACACCACCCCAAGCUCACAAGUCACCCUGACGUGCCGCUCGCAAGGCGGCCACCCCAAAGGCCAACUGAGCUGGUUUGAGGCGCCUAACGGGCAGCUGGUCGGAAACGUAGAAACCGCGGCCGAGGUGAUGCCAAACGGACUGUUCAGCCUGUCCUCCGAGUUGACUCUGCCGUCAGGGCGAGACGCCUCCAAUUACACCUGCGUGGUGCGCAACGCCCGUGGCGGCAAAGACGACGAGGUCACCGGGACGAUACCCAAUGCGGGCCACGUUAAAGGACUGGGACAAGAUCCAAAAGCGAAAAACACUGAUCUGGCUACCAAAGUCGUGGCACCGUUGAUAGUCAUCGGCUCGAUGAUUGUUGGACUGCUGUUUCUGGUGUUCUGGAAGAAAUGGUGUAAAAAAGAUUGGGCUCCUCAACCUGGAACAGAUCCAGAGCAAGGUAGUCCACAGCAUCAACUUCUGGGGAGCCCUGAAUGCCAAGAGACCAACGUGUCAGGAGAUGCCGCGUAGCUUGUCUCCACUGACCUACCAGCAGAAAUCACGAAUCACGACGGCUGUUUGCACUCAAUGAGUUGGGCAGGGUGAAAGUGAUUGUUUCGUUGCGCUGCGACUUCUCAAAUCACUGAAUGAAUUGUAAGCUCCUUCAAAUUGCGGCUGGAUGGGUAAAAGACAAAAAGGGUGCGAUGUAAGCAAUCUGUGGCUUGUACAGCUAAAUUGUAAGGCGAAUGCUUUUGAAAAAUAAUCAGCGAUUUUUUUUUUUUUUUCACCUGCUCCAUAAUGUGAUUUUUAUUUUUUUAACAACCAACCCUGGUUUAGAUGCUUCAAAUGUCACCCAAACACAAAUACCAAGACAGUGGACAAGCACAUUGGAA